Pseudozyma flocculosa PF-1 is the source of this 1068-nucleotide messenger RNA. RefSeq lists its product as uncharacterized. The transcript has 3 exons. Gene Ontology annotation, cellular component: cytoplasm. Gene Ontology annotation, molecular function: glutamine synthetase activity. Bases 1 to 1068 code for a protein of 355 amino acids. NCBI's taxonomy places the organism in Eukaryota, Fungi, Basidiomycota, Ustilaginomycetes, Ustilaginales, Ustilaginaceae. The record is from RefSeq and is a predicted model, not a curated record.
AUGUCCGCCCACCCCUUCACGAAAAACAGCGGUCUCCUGGCCCACUACAUGGCCCUUGACCAGCGUGGCGUCGUCCAGGCCGAGUACAUCUGGAUUGACGGCGAUGGCGAGGUCCGCUCCAAGUGCACGACGCUCGACGGCCCCGUCAAGUCGAUCAAGGACCUCAAGGAGUGGAACUUUGAUGGCUCGUCGACAAAUCAGGCGCCUGGCGGCAACUCGGACGUCUACCUCCGCCCCGUCGCAUACUACCCGGACCCCUUCCGCCUGGGCGACAACAUCCUCGUGCUGGCUGAGUGCUACAACAACGACGGCACGCCCAACAAGGCCAACAGCCGCUACGAGUGCAACAAGAUCAUGAACCAGGCCGCGUCGCACAAGCCGUGGUUCGGCAUGGAGCAGGAGUACUCGCUCUUCGACAUGGACGAGCGCCCCUACGGCUGGCCCAAGGGCGGUUUCCCGGGACCCCAGGGCCCCUACUACUGCGGCGUCGGUUCGGGCAAGGUGUUUGCGCGCGACCUGGUCGAGGCCCACUACCGCGCCUGCAUGUACGCCGGCAUCAAGAUUUCGGGCAUCAACGCCGAGGUCAUGCCGUCGCAGUGGGAGUUCCAGGUGGGCCCGUGCGAGGGCAUCGAGAUGGGCGACCACCUCACCGUCGCGCGCUACCUCCUCGUCCGCGUCGCCGAGGAGUGGGGCGUCAAGGUCUCGUUCCACCCCAAGGCGGUGCCCGGCGACUGGAACGGCGCCGGCUGCCACACCAACUACUCGACCGAGGACAUGAGGAAGGAGGGCGGCAUGAAGGCCAUCGAGGCGGCCAUUGAGAAGCUCGCCCAGCGCCACCUCGAGCACAUUGAAGUCUACGGCGCCGACAACGACAAGCGCCUCACUGGCAAGCACGAGACGGGCCACAUUGGCGAGUUCAGCUCGGGCGUCGCCAACCGCGGCGCCUCGAUCCGCAUCCCGCGCCACGUCGCCGCCCAGGGCUUCGGCUACCUCGAGGACCGCCGCCCCGCCUCCAACGUCGACCCGUACCUGGCCACUGGCAAGAUCGCCGCCACCACCCUCCUCUGA